AUGAUUAAGAAAUUAGAAUUGCAGAUAAGAUUGAUUGGUAAGGUUUCUACUUGGCUUAAUCUCCAGCUUAUUUCUACCGAGACCCCUAGACUUGGACUCCACUCAACGCUUCAUUGGAAAAAACCUCCAGUUGGUAUUUUGAAGUGUAAAUUGGCGACGUCGUGGAUAGAUCCUCUUCAGCAGCAUGGCUCUGCUUGGAUUGUGCGGGACUCUCAUGGCGUACCAGUCUUUCAUAGUAGAGGGGCCUUUGCUCCUACAAACUCUAAGCUAUUGGCAGGUUUGAGUACUUUCAAAUGGGCUGUAGAAGCGCUACUUGAUCUCCGAGUCAAAAGAGUGUGCUUUGAAAUAUCUUCUUCGGAGACAUGGAAGGCUUUGACUUCACCUUGGCUCUUCCCCAAUUUAUCGCUUGACAUUUCAAGAAUCUUGCGGUUGAUGCAUAAUUUUGAUCUUUGCCAGAUAAUGGUAGUAUCGGAUCAGACUAAUUUCGUCGCUACUGAGAUUGCUUCAAGCGUCACCAAAGAUGGAAGGUACCAAUCCUACAUUGCAACUGGUGGCCCUCGCUGGCUCUCCUCUAAUAUCAGAUCUGAAGCUGCUGGCAUCGUGCAAGUGUAA
This is a messenger RNA of Brassica napus (rape), 612 nucleotides long. RefSeq lists its product as uncharacterized. The record is from RefSeq and is a predicted model, not a curated record. Gene Ontology annotation, molecular function: RNA-DNA hybrid ribonuclease activity; nucleic acid binding. Lineage: Eukaryota; Viridiplantae; Streptophyta; Magnoliopsida; Brassicales; Brassicaceae. Bases 1 to 612 code for a protein of 203 amino acids. The transcript has a single exon.